This is a messenger RNA of Cyclopterus lumpus (lumpfish), 2313 nucleotides long. RefSeq names its product aldehyde dehydrogenase 3 family, member A2b (gene aldh3a2b). Gene Ontology annotation, cellular component: cytoplasm. The transcript has 11 exons. Lineage: Eukaryota; Metazoa; Chordata; Actinopteri; Perciformes; Cyclopteridae. Gene Ontology annotation, molecular function: aldehyde dehydrogenase (NAD+) activity. The record is from RefSeq and is a predicted model, not a curated record. The coding region runs from base 172 to 1641 and encodes 489 amino acids. Gene Ontology annotation, biological process: aldehyde metabolic process.
AGACAUUGUUAACCGGCUCCUUGGCCCUGCCCCCGUGUGGGUGUAACCUAACGGGGAGGGAGGCCGAUGUUUUCUUGCUGUUGUCGUUAUUCAGCCUGUCCGCUACGGGCUACUCCAUCCAGAGCGGAAAGCACCUCCAGAGCUUAUUAAGCCCAACUCGACUCGAUCAGGAUGUCCCGGGAGCAGCAGGCCGUGGCUCGUGCUAGGAAAGCCUUUGAAACAGGCAGGUCCAAAUCCUUAGAGUACCGGAUUCUCCAGCUGAAGAACCUGCAGCGGUUGUUCACUGAGAGACAGAGUGCGGUUUCAGAUGCCAUCAAAAAAGACCUCAAUAAGAGCGAGGUGGGGACACAGCUGUACGAGACUCUGGGUCUGGAGGGGGAGCUCAGCCUGGCCAUCAAGAAGCUGAAGGAGUGGGCGGCCCCUCGGCCCGUGGAGAAGAACCUGAUGACCAUCUCGGACACCGUCUACGUCAAGCCGGAGCCGCUGGGAGUGGUGCUUAUCAUCGGGGCCUGGAACUACCCCUGGGCCGUCACCAUCCAGCCGCUGAUAGGAGCCAUCGCAGCUGGUAAUGCCGCUGUGGUCAAGCCCUCCGAGGUCUGUGUUCACACUGCAAAGGCCAUGGAGGACCUGCUGCCGCUUUACAUCGACAAAGAGCUUUACCCUGUGGUAACCGGGGGCGUGCCAGAGACCCAGGAGCUGCUGCGUCAGAGGUUUGAUCACAUCUUCUACACCGGCAACAGCAUGGUGGGAAAACUGAUCAUGGAGGCUGCUGCCAAACACCUGACGCCUGUCACCCUGGAGCUGGGCGGCAAGAGCCCCUGCUACAUCGACAAGGACUGUGACCUGAGCAUCGCCUGCAGGCGUGUUGCCUGGGGAAAGUACACCAACUGUGGUCAGACCUGCAUCGCCCCAGACUACAUCCUGUGUGAGCCCAGCAUCCAGGACCGGGUCAUUGAAGAGGUCACGAAGUCCAUAAAGGAGUUCUACACCGACAACCCAAAGACCUGUCCUGACUACGGACGCAUCAUCAACCAGCGCCACUUCAAGAGGAUAAUGAACAUGUUGGAAGACAGUACCAUUGCCGAAGGAGGAGACAACGACGAGUCAGACUCCUUCAUAGCCCCCACAAUUCUGCGGGACGUAAAGCCGGAGGCGAAGGUGAUGCAGGAGGAGAUAUUUGGUCCUCUGCUUCCCAUCUUGCCGGUCAAUGGUCUGGACGAAGCAAUCAAGUUUAUCAAUAAAGGAGAGAAACCUCUGGCCCUCUAUGUCUUCUCAUCAGAUAAAAAGGUGAUAAAGAGAAUGACAGACGAGACCUCCAGUGGAGGACUGCUGGCCAAUGACUGUCUUGUGCACUAUUCUGUCAGCUCGCUGCCUUUCGGAGGAGUGGGAAACAGUGGUAUGGGCUGCUACCACGGGAAGUUCAGCUUUGACCAGCUGAGCCACCUGCGUAGUUGUCUCAUCAAGCAGCUGAAGAUGGAGGGUGUGAACAGCAUGCGCUACCCGCCUCACACGCUCAAGAAACUGGGCUGGGCGCGCUUCUUCAUCCUCAAUAACGUGGACCUGAGCUGGAUCGGGCGCAGGGCGCUCUUGGCCGUCCUGGCUGUGGUGGCUGCUGUGGUGCUGCAGAAUUAUGUCCUUUGAAGACUUCCUGCUGCUCCACAGACAACGAGUGUCCUGUUUGAAGAAAAGAAAAGCAUGAAUGUCACACCAUUUCAACAAUGAGUGUCUGUAUGAAUCAGAUCAGCGUCUGCUCAGGAGCGCCAUAAGAUGGGACAUUUUUGGGGGAGAUGUUUUAGUUUUUCAAUAACUGUGUCAUAUGUUUCAAUGUAGCAAGCAUCUUAUUUUUCAUGAAGGUAAUUAUUUAUGUAUGGCUCUUAAAUUUGUGUUCAACAUUGGUAUGUUCCAAUGUAACCCGUAAGAUCACAUGUACAUACUUACAAAAAAACUUUAAAUAGACAUUAUUGAUUUUGCUAUUAAAUAUCAUGUACAUUGAAGUAACACAAUGCGUUAAAUGAAGGGCUGAAACAAAUGAAGGUAGUUGCAAUUUCUGCGUAAGCAGUUUUUAUUGUGUAGAGAAACCUACAGUUCACUUUGUGUCUAUUCCAUUUCAAUGAUGGUUCAGCUAUUGAACUUAAAUGUGUUGCAUGACUGUAACACAUUUAAGCAAGCUUGUAACCAUUUUUGUUUUUUUAUCCUAUUGAUUGACAUUUUAAGGGAUGUGUAAUUAAUAUUGUAAUAUACAAAUGCAUACAUACAUGUAUUUCUAUAUUGGAUUAUUAUUCAAUUAAACAUAUUGUAUCUAUUAGUUUGUGA